AUGUCCUUCAGAGUGGCUGAGUUCUACAGCGGCAUUGGCGGCAUGCACUUUGCGCUCAAAAAGGCCAACAUCGACAGCCAAGUGGUGCGGGCCUUCGACAUCAACACGGUAGCCAACGACGUCUACAAGCACAACUUCUCAAACAUUCCCGUCAUGCAGCGGAGCAUCGAAGCGCUGCCCAUGACAAUGUUUGAAGCGCUGCGCGCCGACCUCUGGACUAUGUCCCCGCCCUGCCAGCCCUAUACCCGCCAGGGACUUCAGCGCGGAUCCGAAGACAUGCGUGCCAAAAGCUUCCUCUUCAUCAUUGAACUCCUUGCCAAGCUCCAGAAGAAACCCAAAUACCUGCUGGUCGAGAACGUCGCCGGGUUUGAGAAAUCAGACACCCGGGCGGUGUUCUUGCGCCAACUUGUUAGGGUCGGAUACAGGUUCGAGGAGUAUCUACUGAACCCUCUGCAGCUGUGCUAUCCGAACUCGCGCACACGGUACUACUUGCUGGCCAAGCUGGACGCCGAGCCGCGCGAAUGCUCGGACGACGAGGAGUUCCCGGCGCACUUCAAACACGCGGUUCCUGGUGCCGAUCUCAUUGCGCCCGCUUCUAAUUCCGACGGCCAUGUGGAUUUCGAAAAGGGUAUCUGGCACCAUGAUGAGGUACGCCAGGUCAAGCAGUUCCUGCAGGAGCUGACAAAAGACGAGGCUGCACCGUACAGGCUGAGCCAGAAGGUGCUGGAGAAGCACGGGUAUGUGCACGAUGUGGUGACGCCGGAGGACCGCCGCACGUGCUGCUUCACAAAGGGGUACACCCACUAUGCGGAGGGCACCGGGUCGAUCCUGCAGCUCGAGGGCGUUGUCGGCACGGAUGAGAUGACGCUGGAGAACACGCGCUACUUUACGCCGCGCGAGGUCGCAAACCUGAUGGGAUUCCCCGAGGAUUUCUCGCUGCCUGCCGGUACCACGAUAAAGCAGGGCUACCGCCUGCUGGGAAACAGCCUGAGUGUCAGUGUGGUCUCUGUACUGAUGGACUAUCUUGUUCGGCGCAUGUAG
Kickxella alabastrina is the source of this 1041-nucleotide messenger RNA. Its product is annotated as S-adenosyl-L-methionine-dependent methyltransferase. Lineage: Eukaryota; Fungi; Kickxellomycota; Kickxellomycetes; Kickxellales; Kickxellaceae. The transcript has a single exon. The record is from RefSeq and is a predicted model, not a curated record. Gene Ontology annotation, molecular function: methyltransferase activity. Bases 1 to 1041 code for a protein of 346 amino acids.